Grus americana (Whooping crane) is the source of this 7125-nucleotide messenger RNA. It is a transcript of the gene CCAR1, whose product is annotated as cell division cycle and apoptosis regulator 1. The transcript has 26 exons. The record is from RefSeq and is a predicted model, not a curated record. Bases 154 to 3645 code for a protein of 1163 amino acids. Gene Ontology annotation, biological process: regulation of DNA-templated transcription. Gene Ontology annotation, cellular component: nucleus. Lineage: Eukaryota; Metazoa; Chordata; Aves; Gruiformes; Gruidae.
GCCGCCUGCCGCCGUCCGCGGGGGUGGGAGCGCCUGCGCAGUGGGGGUGCUGCUCGGUGCGGGAGGCUCGGAGGGGCUGGCGAUGGCUCCGGCGAGGCGCCGCUCAGAUUGCAGUUAUAGAAGAUAGACACCCAGGAGAUUUUGCCUUUCGCCAUGGCUCAGUUUGGAGGACAGAAGAAUCCCCCUUGGGCUACUCAGUUUACAGCCACUGCAGUAUCUCAGCCAGCUGCUCUUGGUGUACAGCAGCCAUCACUGCUUGGAGCCUCUCCUACAAUAUACACCCAGCAGACAGCAUUGGCAGCAGCAGGCCUAACUACACAAACGCCAACGAACUAUCAGCUAACUCAGACAGCUGCUUUGCAGCAGCAAGCUGCAGCUGCAGCAGCUGCCUUACAGCAGCAAUAUUCACAACCUCAGCAGACUCUCUAUAGUGUACAGCAACAGUUGCAGCAACCUCAGCAGACCCUUUUAACUCAGCCAGCUGUUGCACUACCUACCAGUCUUAGCCUGUCUACUCCUCAGCCGGCAGCCCAGAUAACUGUUUCUUAUCCGGCACCCCGGUCAAGUCAGCAGCAAACCCAACCACAAAAGCAACGUGUCUUCACUGGGGUAGUUACUAAACUACAUGACACAUUUGGGUUCGUGGAUGAAGAUGUCUUUUUUCAGCUUAGUGCUGUUAAAGGAAAGACACCUCAGGUGGGUGACAGAGUUUUGGUAGAAGCUACUUACAAUCCUAAUAUGCCAUUCAAAUGGAAUGCACAAAGGAUCCAGACACUUCCAAAUCAGAACCAGACGCAAGCUCAGCCGUUACUGAAGACACCUCCGGCAGUUCUUCAGCCCAUCGCACAGCAGACUGCAUUCAGUGUUCAGGCACAGCCGCAGCCACAGUCCUUGUUGCAGGCACAGAUAUCAGCAGCUUCAAUCACACCGUUGCUUCAGACACAGCCUCAGCCAUUACUGCAGCAGCCACAGCAGAAAGGUGGUUUGUUACAGCCCCCUGUUCGUCUAGUUUCACAGCCUCAACCAGCUCGAAGAUUAGACCCACCAUCCAGAUUUUCCGGGAGGAAUGACAGAGGAGGAGACCCUAUGCCAAACCGAAAAGAUGACAGGAGUCGUGAGAGAGAACGAGAGAGACGUAGGUCCCGGGAAAGAUCACCCCAGAGAAAACGCUCCAGAGAGAGAUCACCUAGACGAGAGAGGGAGAGGUCGCCUCGAAGACCACGACGUGUUGUUCCUCGUUACACGGUUCAGUUUUCCAAGUUUUCAUUGGACUGCCGUAGCUGUGAUAUGAUGGAGCUGAGGAGGCGUUACCAGAACUUGUAUAUCCCAAGCGAUUUCUUUGAUGCUCAGUUUACAUGGGUGGAUGCUUUUCCUAUGUCUAGACCAUUUCAGCUGGGAAACUACUGUAAUUUCUACGUAAUGCAUAGAGAAGUAGAUCCUAUAGAUAAAAACGCUGCUGUCCUUGAUCCACCCGAUGCUGAUCAUCUAUACAGUGCAAAGGUGAUGUUGAUGGCUAGUCCUAGUAUGGAAGAUCUCUAUCACAAGUCAUGCGCACUGGCUGAAGAUCCCCAAGAACUUCGUGAUGGAUUUCAGCAUCCUGCUAGACUUGUAAAGUUUUUAGUGGGUAUGAAAGGCAAAGAUGAAGCUAUGGCUAUUGGAGGACACUGGUCCCCAUCACUGGAUGGACCUGAUCCAGAAAAGGACCCUUCCGUGCUGAUAAAGACGGCUAUUCGUUGUUGCAAGGCUCUUACAGGGAUUGACUUAAGUGUGUGCACACAAUGGUACCGUUUUGCAGAGAUUCGCUACCAUCGCCCUGAGGAGACCCACAAGGGGCGUACAGUUCCAGCUCAUGUGGAGACAGUGGUUUUAUUUUUCCCGGAUGUUUGGCAUUGCCUUCCCACCCGCUCAGAGUGGGAAACCCUCUCCCGAGGAUACAAGCAGCAGCUGGUCGAGAAGCUUCAGGGUGAACGCAAGGAGGCUGAUGGAGAACAGGCAGAAGAGGAAAAGGAUGAUGGGGAGGCUAAAGAGAUCUCUACGCCUACGCACUGGUCUAAACUGGAUCCCAAAACAAUGAAGGUAAAUGACCUUCGCAAAGAAUUAGAAAGUCGAACCCUUAGCUCUAAAGGACUGAAAUCUCAAUUGAUAGCUCGACUGACAAAGCAGCUGAAAGUAGAGGAACAAAAAGAAGAGCAAAAGGAGCUAGAGAAGUCUGAGAAAGAAGAGGAAGAGGAGGAGGAUAGGAAGUCUGAAGAUGACAAAGAGGAAGAGGAAAGAAAACGUCAAGAAGAAAUGGAACGUCAGCGGCGGGAGAGACGAUAUAUCUUGCCUGAUGAACCAGCAAUCAUUGUACAUCCGAACUGGGCAGCAAAGAGUGGGAAGUUUGACUGCAGCAUUAUGUCUCUUAGUGUUCUUCUGGACUAUAGAUUAGAAGAUAAUAAAGAACAUUCCUUUGAGGUAUCAUUGUUUGCAGAGCUCUUCAAUGAAAUGCUUCAGAGAGAUUUUGGUGUCAGAAUUUACAAAGCACUGAUUUCUCUCCCAGAGAGGGAGGACAAAAAAGACAAAAAAAGCAAAAAAGAUGAGAGAAAAGAAAAAAAAGAAGAAAAAGAUGAUGAAACAGACGAUCCAAAACCGAAGAGGAGAAAAUCUGGAGAUGAUAAAGACAAAAAAGAAGAUAGAGAUGAAAAGAAGAGGGAAGAUAAAAGGAAAGAUGAUUCUAAAGAUGAAGAAGAAACUGAAGAUGACAAUAAUCAAGAAGAAUAUGAUCCGAUGGAGGCAGAAGAUGCUGAAGAUGAAGAUGAAGAAUGCAGACCACUCGCAACUCCCAUUGAAGUCAGUAGGAGAUACAGGGAGGAAGAGGAAAUGAACAAACGGGAGGACAGAAGAGAGGGAAAUAGGCAUUGUAAAGAGAGGUCGUCUAAAGAUAAAGAGAAAGACAAGACGCAGAUGGUAACUGUUAAUAGGGAUCUUCUGAUGGCUUUCGUUUAUUUUGAUCAAAGUCAUUGUGGCUAUCUUCUGGAGAAGGACAUGGAGGAGAUACUUUACACUCUUGGACUACACCUGUCACGUGCUCAGGUCAAGAAGCUGCUUAAUAAAGUAGUGCUUAGAGAAUCUUGCUUUUAUAGAAGACUAACAGAUACUUCUAAAGAUGAAGAAAAUCAAGAAGAGUCUGAAGAGCUACAGGAAGAUAUGUUAGGAAACAGAUUACUGUUACCAUCGCCUACUAUAAAGCAAGAAUCAAAAGCCAUAGAAGAAAAUGUCGGCCUCAUUGUGUACAAUGGAGCUAUGGUGGAUGUUGGGAGCCUUUUACAGAAGCUGGAGAAGAGUGAAAGAGUGCGGGCAGAGAUAGAACAAAAGCUUCAGUUACUAGAAGAAAAAACAGAUGAGGAUGAAAAGACCAUGCUACAGCUGGAGAAUUCUAACAAAAGUCUAUCUGCGGAGCUCAAAGAAGUGAAAAAGGACCUUGGCCAACUGCAAGAAAAUUUGAAGAUUUCAGAUGAUAAAAAUUUGCAAUUUGAGGGUCAGCUGAAUAAGACAAUCAAAAAUUUAGCUACUGUUAUGGAUGAAAUACAGAGUGUUCUUAAACAGGAUAUUGUGAAGAAAGAAGAUAAAGAUCAGAAAUCCAAAGAAAAUGGAGCAAACGUAUGAUAAAACUGCUGCUGUUUAGAAGAAUGGUGUUACAUAAUGUAAUAUAAAUCAUGAUACCAGAAUGUAUGGGAAGUGAUGCAUGUUUGAUUUUAGUAGUAUAAAUAUCUUAGUUCCAAAAGAUGUAUAAAGUUUUAUGAACGUGAGUGUCUGCUUCUGAAGAUUGCUUGUAAUUCUUAGCAUUCAAUUUGAGACACUCCUCGAGUGAAAAUAAUUUUGCAUUGCAAAAUGUUUUAGGAUGAACUUUGUUAUAGUUUUAACCCUAAUAAAGUUCAUCAACGUAAUGAACAGUAGCAAGUAUUUAAUUACCAAAUGUUUUUCAUUAAAGUCUAGUGAAAUCAAAAUUUUCAUUAUUUAUAGAAUUGCCAUUUUUAGGUUUUUAUUUUUAUUUCGGUCUAAUUAGUCUUUUUAAAUACAAAUAUAAAUCACAAAAUAGCAUGCUGCUUAAUUUUGCAAGUAAAGAUUUUUUUUUUUAAAAAAAGCUUCUUGGAUUUUUUUUUUUUACUUGUCACAACUUUCUUUCACUUCCACAUGUAACUUUCUUCCCCAAAGCUGCUUGUAUUAAAGCCUCGUAAUAUACAGUAGUUCAGAUGACUUAAGAAAGCAAUAGAAACCUACCAAAAUACAGGUAGGGUUGUGAGAUUUAUAUGAAAAUACAUGGGCCUGUUUUAAAUGUAUGUCAUUUGUGUUUCUUUAAUUGUUCUUAUCUUUGGAUUAAUAUAUAUGCUCCUUUUUAAUAACAAAUGCAGUGUAUUAAAAGGUAUGGUAGGGUACCAGGCCAGUAGAUGUCAGAAUAAUGCCUUACAUGGAGGAAAAGCUACCAUUGUAAGCUGCCUUUAAUUAAAUUUGGACUUCUUUCUUAGUAUGUGUAAUUACUUCAGAGAUUUUAGUCCAACAAAAGAAUGGAUACACAAGUAUCAAUACUCCAUGUUAAAAUUACUAAGGAGCAGGAGACAACUUGUUUUGUUGAAAGUGGGUAAGAUUGCCUUCCUUUUGUGUUCACAAAUCACUAGAGAUCUAAACUUAAAACUGACAUCAUUGUCAAAGGCAACUUAUUCAAAUAAUGUGGAAUAUGAACAAUUGUAUUUUGGUGCAACUUCCAGGAAAAUCAGUUUUGAAGGUUGGGACAGAAGUGUUUUGUUACAGAUACGGUUAAUUUUAGUAGACCUUUUUUAGCCUAGGUGUCCUAGGUAACUACAUACCUGUUAGAGUCCAAGUGCCAUAAUAUGUGUGAAUAACCUACAUGGAAACUCAUGUAGCUUUAUCAAGAUACACAUUAAAAUGCCUGAGUUUAUGUCCAAAAGAGUCUAAGCUGGUGCUUUUACCACUUCCCUUCCUUGGCUCUUUUGUAGCUAGGCAAGUAAAAUACAUUUUCAUUAAAAUAACAUGCAUAAGCUUCCCCCUCAUUCAUCUCAGUUGAGUCACUGUUCACACUGAAGUAGGAAGUACUAUAAAAAUACUAAUUAUUGCAUAGAAGUACACAGAAAAUGCAUGCUUUAUGAAUUAAGAGAUAGCAUCCCAUUAGAAUGGUGAUAAUUAAUCUUAUGAAAAGCGUUAUCUGUGGUGUACAGAUAGUGUUAACAAAUUCUUUUGUAAUCAAAUUCUAUUUUUCACCUUUACCUUUGUACAAAUUGUUGACAGCAUGUUUCAUUUUUGACAUUGAGAACCGUUUAUUUAAAUGGACUUGAAAGGAUUGCAUUUGAAAUGCUUUGUUCAUGAAUUUUCAGCAGUACACAUGAACAUACAAGAAAAUAAUUCUAGAAUUAAAGAUAACAUCUUUUUAGGCACACUGAAAUGUCUGUUGAAAUAUUUUGCUGGGGUGUUUUUACCUUAAACUGCUGAGCUGAAAGCGGUUGUUGCAACAAGCAGGCUUCAUCUUGUGUUUCAGCGAGUGGCCCUGUGAGAUAGUUGCUAGGCCGAUAAAGAUUUUUACAGUAUUUAAGAAAAAAAGAGCGUUUGUUAGAAUGAGUGUAAUCUUUAUAUUGCUUUGAUGUAAUAGUGUUUCAUAUACUAUGUACAGUCUGCAUUUAUGUUGGAAAGGAAAUUAAAAGGGUAAAGAAUAAAGGAAAAAAAACAACAACAAGGAAAAGUUUUACAACCUACACACAGCUUGACCAGUCUCCUGAAGCACAACUAACCUGAGGAAGAACAGACGUCUCUACAGACUGUUUACGUUGCUUUACAAAACAGCACAAGGUUCUGUGUAUAUAUAUAUAGCAUCAAUGCUGGUUGUUAGCUAAAGCUUCUUUGUAAUAUUUGCAGAAAUAUAACUAAUUCUUAAGAAAAUUGAAUAGAGUAUCAGUAAUUGAGGUUGGCAGAAGCCAUCUUACGUUGGUUUUAAUUUAUGAACAAUGUUUUUCCAUUUCAUGUCCACAGUUCCCACCUCCCAGGCUUUCUACUUCUAAGUCUUUCAUUACAUAUCAGUUGCUGGUGAAAGGCUAGUAAAAUUGAGCCUAAGCCAGGUCUUUCUCUGAUGCCUCAAUGUCCAAUUUGUUUGUAGUUUUAAAAUCAUCAUAGAUGCUCUGUGGAAAGUAGUAAAUCUCAGACUGCCUUGUUCUGUAGCGAAAGCACUGCUACAGCAGGCCAGAAAAUGGAAUCUGAUCUCAGUUUAUAGAUUAUUUCCCUCCCCUUUUAUAUUUUGACUAGUUUGGGGGAAUUAAUGGGUUAAACCCUUACAAAGUGACAUUCAGACUAGUCGAUGUCUGCAAAUAAGGCUAGGAAGAAAGUUUCAUGUGAUGCAUCUAUGUGCAAAGUGGUCUAAAAUAAAGUAGACUCUGGAGGCACCUUUGCUUUUGCUCUGGUAAUGAAAAGGCAGAAGUACAGCGUUUCAGCACUACAUAGCACCAGUGGCAAAAAGACCAAUACUGAAUUUUUGCCACAGUUAAUGGAGCUGCUUCCACCACCGCUGCAUGUUGUGCCACUUAAUGUUUUCCUGACUCACUCAGUGCUUGAUGCUUGUGCCUGUGGCGCCUGGGCACUGCUGCAAAAUCACUUCCCAGUUCUUGCUGGCUUUAUCUGGUGUCCUCUGGCUCAGCCUGGGGCGCCCUGAAGUGUACGAUGGAGAAGUUGGAAAUCUCUGGUGCUCAGUGGGUUUCCACACAUUGAGCAUUUACAAUUGAAUCGUUUCAGAAUCUAACAAUAUGAAGCCUAGUCUUUUAACAUAACUUUUUUUUGUGUGUUUAACUGCUUUGAGAGAGGUGAAUGGCUUUCAGUCCAUCUUUCUGCUGAGUAACGUACUGUGUGAAUAUCUGUUUGGACUUACAUAACACAGUUAACUUUCACUGAUAAUUUUAUCAGGAAUGUGCACAAAAUGUGUUUUUUCUCUUGCUUCUCUGUAAUCUUUCUGUACCCAGGUCAGGUUCUUACCUUGAAUGCAUUUGUUCAGUGCAGUUUAUAUUUAAAAAUACAAAAUAUAAAAUAAUUCAUUUUGAGUGACUGAGUCUUAUGACCAGCAAUAGAUUGCAAAAUGUGUAGGUAGCACAG